GGGCCUGCGCCGGCGGCUGCGCGCUGCCGCUCGCUGCGCUCCAGUUCGCCCGGGCGGGCGCGGCGAGGGCGGCGGGCGCGGGCCGGGGCGAUGCGGCGCUACCUGCGCCUUGCGGUGCUGUGCGUGGCCUGUGGCUUCUGCUCGCUGCUCUACGCCUUCAGCCAGCUCGCCGCAUCGCCGGAGGAGGGCGCGGGCGGCGGCGGGAGGCCGCAGGCCGCAGAGACUUCCUGGCUGGCGGGCAGCGGACGCGGCGCCGCGGGACGGCCGGGCAGCGCGGGCCCCGGGGUGCUUCCCGGCCGGCCGGGCAGGUGUAAAGAUUUCUCUCUGUGUUACUGGAAUCCCUAUUGGAUGCUGCCCUCUGAUGUUUGUGGAAUGAACUGCUUUUGGGAAGCGGCUCUUAGGUAUAGUCUGAAAACACAGCCCAUUGAGAGAAUGCACUUAGCUGUAGUUGCCUGUGGUGAAAGACUGGAAGAAACCAUCACCAUGUUGAAGUCAGCUAUCAUUUUCAGCAUCAAACCUCUCCAGUUCCAUAUUUUUGCUGAAAAUCAACUACACACUAGUUUUAAAGGCAUACUUGACAGCUGGUCAUUGCUACAAACAUUUAAUUAUUCAUUAUACCCAAUAACUUUCCCAAGUGAGAAUGCAGUGGAAUGGAAAAAACUCUUUAAACCAUGUGCUUCGCAGAGAUUGUUCUUACCGUUACUCCUAAAAGAUGUUGACUCACUUCUAUAUGUCGACACUGACAUUCUGUUUUUACGGCCUGUUGAUGAUAUUUGGUCUUUGCUAAAGAAGUUUAAUGCCACACAAAUUGCUGCAAUGGCACCCGAACAUGAAGAGCCUCGAAUAGGGUGGUAUAACCGCUUUGCCAGGCACCCGUACUAUGGGAAAACUGGAGUCAACUCUGGAGUCAUGUUGAUGAACAUGACUAGAAUGAGAAGGAAGUAUUUCAAGAACGAUAUGACAACUGUUCAACUACAGUGGGGAGAUAUUCUUAUGCCACUGCUUAAGAAAUACAAACUCAACAUCACAUGGGGUGAUCAAGAUCUGCUGAACAUCAUUUUUUUUCACAAUCCAGAAAGCCUUUAUGUUUUUCCCUGUCAAUGGAAUUAUCGACCAGAUCAUUGCAUAUAUGGAAGCAAUUGCAAAGAAGCAGAAGAAGAAGGGAUCUUUAUUCUCCAUGGAAACAGAGGUGUUUACCAUGAUGAUAAGCAACCAGCAUUUAGAGCUAUUUAUGAGGCGCUAAGAAAUUGUUCUUUUGAAGAUGACAACAUCCGUUCCUUAUUGAUGCCUCUAGAACUGGAACUACAAAAGACUGUGCAUACAUACUGUGGGAAGAUUUACAGCAUAUUUAUCAAGCAGCUUGCAAAAAGCGUAAGAGACCGUUACGACAGACCAUCAAAGGAAAGGUGAUUCUUGGUGACUGCUGAAUCCAGUGAAUUAAAAACAACAAACUAUCAGAGGAUACAUGUGAAGAAAUAAUCUCAGAUGAAGUAUUCAGGAAGAAAUUAUUCAUUUUCAGAGUAAUUUUUUUUUUCUUCCUGAAGGAGCUAAGUGGUAUAUCCAUGUAAUGAAGAAUAUGUUAAAAUUUUGGACCCCAACAGAAAGACGUUUAAAAAAAACACCCGAUGUUUUAUAAUGUUAUUUGCUAUCAUUCUGGUAUUGAUGAAAUCAUUAUUGAUUUGUUGUAGCCUACAAACUGAAUCUUAUUCUCAAGUGAGUAAGAACGAUAGGGCUGUAUGGAUGGAGAAAAUGUACCUCAUACACAGUGGAAACACUCAAACUGUGAGAAUAGCAAUAAUUUAAUGUCAGCACUAACCUCACUUUAAAUGUGUGAGAAAAAAAAGUUGUUUACAAGAGCAGAAAAAGGUUCUGUUUCUAAAGCAAUGUGAUGUAAGUGGUGUAACUGUUGACAAUCUGUGUGUGCCUUUUUGCAUUUCAUCUCUGUUUUAAAAUGUUUCUGUGACAAUCAUGUCUAAAAUUUUUUGUAGAUUGUAAGGAAGCUGCACGUUUCAAACUGAGUGGAAAGAAGGAAAGCAGUGAACUUUCUGGAGAAUUUGUUUCUCUCCUGUGUGUUUGUGAAAUGUAAUGUUUGCAUCGUGUGUAUAUGCUAAACUCCCUUGCCAAAACUCAAAUUGAAGAUAGUUUGAGAUUUUAUGGGAUAUUUUUUUAAUCACUUUAAAUGAAAACUUUUUAGCUUUACUGGGCAUUCUGGAAGCAAAAAGUACUAGGCUAUAAAGUGAAAACCUAGAUACUAGCUUAUGAUGGUAGGAAAUGAAAUGGACCAGAAUUCAUAAGCUAAAUACUUCCUGUAAACUUAGUUACAAUGUAGCAAAGUGUUUCUUUUAAAACUUUUUUUCCUUCUACCUCGAAAUGGUUUUGCAAAAACAUUUUUGAGAAAGCAAAUAUGUUUUCUAGAGAGCCUUACUCGACAACUUUCAUGGAUGAUUUGGAUUAAGAUUGUUAACAUCUGAUUGUAGUAAAAGUUUUGGUGGGGUUAAUGUGCAUAUCUUCUUUUUAUGAAUGUCAUUUAAGACAGUUGAUUUUUAUUUUUUUAAUCUUGAAGGUAAAAAAAAUACUGACUUCUUUCAUUCAGUGCUGGUUUGAAUAUCUGAGUACCUUGCAUUUAUUGUGCUAGGGCACUUGUCUCAUUUUACCAAGUGAUAUAUAUUAUCUUCUUUUUUUUCUCAUUUUGAUAUCAAGCCAAAUAGAAAAGGGGGACACCAUGAAGGGCAGAUAGUGACAUGUGAAAAUAGUGGUGGUGGACUUUAAGAAGACACUGUGUCCUAUGUAGAGACAUGGGAAAUGUAAGGGAGGGGCGGUCAGUACAGUUUUCCACUGUCUUUUGCAGCUCAAUCAGGGACAGAUAGGAAGGUGUAAGACAGGCCAAUUAGAAGCGAAGAACCCAGCUCUCUUUAAACUGAACUAGUGGCUAUGCCAUGGGAGUUUAUAAACUUUGUUGAAAGUAAGGGGCUAGCUAGAAAAUGAGAACUGAAGACUUACACUGUUGGGAGGACAUGCGUAAUCAUAUCGAAUGUCCUCGUGUGAAAGAAUUGUCUGCCCAGCUCUAUAACUAGACUACUGUUGUUAAGAAGCUGCUGAGAAUACAUUUCUUGUCUCCGUCUUUUAAGACCGGAUACUGAGGUAUUAGCAAACAUUUUUUAUUUUUAAUGAAGAGGUUAAGAAUUAUACAAUAGUGAAAAUACUCAAUAGUCUGAUGGUGGUCUUUGUCUAUAUCAAGUAAUUAAUCUACAUUUUACUACAUUUCCCUUUUUUUUCUUUUAAUUUAUUUUAAAUUAUUAUUUUUGCCACCAGAGUUUUUGCUGGGGCUUUACACUUGCAUGACUGCUCCUAGUGAACUUUUUCUCUAGGUAGAGUGUGAGAGAGAGGGAGAAAGAAAAGGAGAGACAUCAUAAUACUGCCCUUCCACUCAUAAGGCUUCCCCUGGGCAGGUUCUCCCAUGUGGUGACCAGGGACUUGAACUUGGGUCCCUAUGUGUGGUAAAGUAUACACUCUACCGCAUAAACUAACUCCCGCCCCCUAGUCCCUCUUUAAAGAUACUUGAAGUGUCUUUAAGAAAAUUCCAGGCAUCAUGCUAUUUCAUGCUAUGCACACUUGAUAACUAUAAUUGUUACAACUCUUUUUACGUCUUUUAACAUCUAGUGCUUGAGCAAAUUUUCCAGAUUCUUUUAGAAUUGGAGCACAAAAAUAGAUCCCAUUGUGAUUUGUUUUUAUCAAGACCCUAAGGUUUUUGAUGUCAGUAGUUUGGGAACCACUAAAAGUUAUUUUGCCAGCUUGAAGGAUGAUUAGAAUAUCAUACUUGUUGGCACAGCUGAUUAUAAAUCAGAUCCUGAAAUAAUUUGAUCAGAGGAGAUACUCUGGAUUAUUGGCAGAGUAGAACUUUGUAUUAGUAGAAAGUUCUUAGAUUUAAUUCCAUCAGAAUCAGCCCCAUGAAUUCCUACAUGGUUGAUAGGAGCUAUGUGGAGUGUGGCCAUAGCUUAGUCCAACUGGUCUACAGACUGUCCAGUGACAGGGUGGGCUGGGCUUGUGAGCUGUGGCGUAGCCCACUGUCACACACUUCACCUUGUGGAUCAGCUAGAAGAGGAGCUGUCAUCUGACUAGGCACCUUAAACUUAACCUAGUUUGACAUUUUGCCACAAAUUAGGAAGGAAGAAAACUUAGGAACUUUUUUUUUUUUUAAAUUCAGGACAUUACAGAAAGUCUAACAACAUAAAAAUGAAGUUCCUUAAUUUACUUUUAGAGAAGGCAAUUUUUUCUCCUUGAGAAUUCUCAAAAUCUGAUGUUCUUAGUGUUAAUGAAGCUAAAUUACAGAUGGACAACAUGGAGAGAACGCAUUACAUUGUUUGCCAGUGUAAGUGUUCUUUUCAUAAAGCAGUGAUUCUAUGCAGUUUGUAAUCACAGAUAUAAUCAUUAAGUAUAUGUGUUAGAACAAUUUCUGACCUCACAGAUAUCUCUGGGCUACAGUAUUACCAAAGUGGAGUGACUUUAAAAUGUAGUCAGGCUUGAUUUGUGUGAAGUAGCCAUUAUUAAAGAAUUGGAAAUCCAUAUUGUGAUUUAUAUUCAAAGAAAAUGUGUGUGUCUCCACUACCUCCUGCCCUCUGAAGACUAGCUCAUAGUGAAUAAGGAAACCAGGUUCUCUGUGCCUUCCGUGCUGGAAGCAAUGAUGUUACUGCUAACUCAUUGCUUUCUCUUCUUGCCUCCAAUCGGAUGUUACUGGUUUAAUGUUACUGGGGCUGGGGGUGGGGGGAAAUUCAGACUGGAUAUCAGUAGGUCUGAAUUCUCUUCUUAGGGACUCUGGGCCUAGCAUCAAACAUUCCUGUGCCUUCGGUUUAUAAAUAGUCAACAUGUCCUUACAAUCUCACGAGAAGAGGAGAGGCACUGAAGAAAUGAGGAUGGAUUCAAAAGUAUGUUGCAUGGCUUAUGUGGUGCCUUGCUGACAGUGACUGUUCAUGUGUUCUGGCCUGAUGUAAAUGUGCCCAUUUUUCUAAGGCAGAAGUUUCUUUGGUAGGUUUUUUGUUUGUUUGCUUGCCUGCUUGUAUGGUACUGGGGAUUGAACUCAGGACCUCAUGCUUGUGAAGCAUGUGCUUUACCACUGAGCUACCUCCCUGCUCAGUGAGAAAGUGUAUGUGGUGUGUGUGUAAGGUUUUUUUUGAAGAGAGGUAGAUACAGAGUGAAAGACCACACAGCACUGAAACUUCCUUCAGUGUGGUGGGGGCCAGGCUGGAACGUGAGUUGUGCAAAUGCCAAGGCAGUGCACUAUCCGAGUGAGCUAUUUUGUUGGCUCAAAGGAUGAGCGUUUAAGGAAGAGAAAGCAGAGAAGAAUGAAGUAAAUGAAUGAUCAUGAAAGAAGGGAACGUGUGGAAGUGAGAAAAGUGAUGGAGAGAAGGGGAGAAGGGUAGGAAUGGCAGAAGGCAGAUUGAGUGAAAAGAUGAAUUAAGUAAGUAAGUUAAGCAGAGUGGAGAGCAAGUGGGGAGACAGUCCUCCCCUGAGUUGUCAUGCUCCACCCCAUGCCUUGCUGGCUUGCCUUCCUCUUAUUCAGUCUGGGCGGUUCCUCGGGGUCUGUCGCUGACUUUCAUGGAAAGGGCAGCAAGACGAGCAUUGACUAAUACAAGAGUCAUUUACUGGUCACCUUACUCAGUGAUCAGUGAUGCUGAUGAUUCUGGUGCUAGUAAUGCAACCUUUUUAUUUUUAAGUUGGACUCCAGUUUGUGAGCUAAGACCUGUGGAAAUAACAUCUCAGAUUUUGGCUAGGAGAAGGUAAUAGGUUGACAGUGGCAGUCGGGGGUGGAGAGGCUUUGUUGCAGCUGAAGGAGGUCCAGGUGGCUGUGGCUGCAGUUUUCCUAGAGAUGCUGCUAGAAAUCACUCCUCUGAUUCAUUGGCAGGUUCAAUGUUCAGUCAUAUCUGUACUACUCCUCAGUAGUCAGACUUUCAGCUGAAUCAUUCCAAAAAUGGAUUGAAGAGAAAAGACAGCACAAACAUUUUGGGAGAAAAAAUCUUAGAGGUAGUAUUCAGUGUCUUUUACUUUAGACGAAGUUUUAGGAGUUAGAAGUUGUAAGUAACAAACAACUUUGUAGCAACCAGAACUUUCUCUUUUUUUUUUUCAGGGGGGAGAGGAAAGAUCACUGUUUUAUUUAAUUAAAAUAACUUGAUGCUCUAGAAAGAAAAAACUUGUAGAAAAGAAAGAUUGCUGGAGUCAAGAGUGGGGCCAAUUAUGCAUUUAUUAACUAAUAUUAAGUGUCUUAAAAGAAUCAUUGCCUUAUUACAUUUUAGUAUUUAAUAAAAGUAGGUCAAUAAUGAUUUGUACUAUAUCAGUUAUCUUUUUAUACAUUGCCAAAGGACUCCCCCCACCUUUCCCUAUUAAAGUCUGGCUAAACUGUU
This is a messenger RNA of Erinaceus europaeus (western European hedgehog), 6395 nucleotides long. It is a transcript of the gene GXYLT1, whose product is annotated as glucoside xylosyltransferase 1. Lineage: Eukaryota; Metazoa; Chordata; Mammalia; Eulipotyphla; Erinaceidae. The transcript has 8 exons. Gene Ontology annotation, molecular function: UDP-xylosyltransferase activity. The record is from RefSeq and is a predicted model, not a curated record. Gene Ontology annotation, biological process: protein O-linked glycosylation via N-acetylgalactosamine. Bases 91 to 1410 code for a protein of 439 amino acids.